Molecule: messenger RNA, 2640 nt
Organism: Mya arenaria
Lineage: Eukaryota; Metazoa; Mollusca; Bivalvia; Myida; Myidae
Exons: 20
Coding region: 106-2493 (795 amino acids)
Source: RefSeq, a predicted model, not a curated record
CGGAGGAGCUGCAUUGAUCACAGUGAUUGAUUAUUAUUAUUAUUAUUUAUUUCUAAUACCGAUGUUAAAUGGUUGAUUAAACUGGAUAGAUUUUGAGACUUUGCCAUGAUGAAUAGGGCAGCUUUUGAAGCUGUACUGUUCCUUUCUUUCCUGGCAUUUACUGGUUGCUGGGCGUGUCAGACGGAUAGUGACUGUAAUGACAUACACAGUCCGGUAUGCAACACCGAGCACAACUACUGCGAACAACGGACCUGCACGAACGAAACUGACUGUGGACCACUAUACUACUGCAUCAUCUAUUCCGAUGACCCAAUCACUGGGCUACCGACGGGAUACUGCUACUUAAAGUCAUGUAUGAACGACACGGAGUGUGGAGAUGGUGUGAGCAUGUCGUGUCGCUAUGGGACAUGCAACUGUCGGCAGGGGUUCCGAUUUGACGGAACGGACUGUGUCAGCAGCCUAGGACUAGACUGUAACUACGACUAUGAAUGCUCGAGUUUUUACGACACCGCAACAUAUGUGUGGGGUACGAAGUACGUAUGCUUGGAAGGGGUCUGCUCGUGCAAUGAAGCAAUGUGGGCACCGGAUUUGGAUGAAUGCGUUCCAUAUUACGGAUUACCAUGUGCCGUCGACGCGGAGUGUGGCCACAAGUCUAACACCACAUGCAAUUUGGCGACUGGUUUCUGCGAUUGUCAAGCCGGUUACACAGCUAGGGACGGGAUCUGUGUCUGGGCUCUUGAGGCAACAUGUACACAGCCAAAUGACUGCCCGACGCCGUUUGAGUGCAGGAACGACACUUGUAGCUGUCCCGAGGGAAUGGCCAUCAAAUCUUUGAACGAUCCGACAUGUGCACAAGUACUGGACUCAUCGUGCAGAGACAUUCACAUGUGUGCGGAUCCUGACGACCAUGAAUACAUCAAGAGCUACUUUUUUGGGAUGUACCAAUCGGAUAGCAGCCUGUGGUUCGCGAAAAGAGCAUACUACUGCAAUGUGGAAAACAUGUGUAAAUGUGCUCCAGGGUACAUGAGAUCACCAAGCGGACUUGGUUGUCAACCCAUAUACGCCUCGGAAUGCACAACCAGCAGUAACUGUGUUGGUGACUCAGAUGUGCUGUCAAAGGCUUAUGACUGCGUCGGCGGAAAAUGCUCGUGCAAUGCACAGCAUCAGUUCAUUAGCGUGCACGACAAGUACAUGCAUUAUGGGACAGCCAGAACAUCGUAUGACUCACCGUUGGAAUACAUUUGUCAGCCAAUGAUUGGAAUGAGCUGUAUGUAUGAAAGCUACGCCCACCCCGACGCAGACUGUAGGGAAUACAUAGGUUACAACAACUAUGGAAGCGGAUAUACGUAUCUUACUUGCUACCGGGGAGUCGAGGAACAUGGCAACUGUUCAAACAUUCUGGGAUCUGAUUGCACAGAAUACAGAGAUGUAUGUAACUUAGUCGACAAUGCCAAAUGCUCCAUUGAUGCCACUUGUGAAUGCAAAGAGGGCUUCUAUACCCCGGAUUGGGAAACGGAUAUGUGCUAUGGAGUGCUGCAGACGUACUACUGUGAAAACGACUCCAACUGCACGGACAUUCUCCCAAACACUGAAUGUGUGGCCGGCAUGUGCAGUUGUCUUAAUGGAUAUACAGAGAUGAAUAAUGUCUGCAUAGAUGACGCUGAACUAGACGCCCCUUGUAAUGCGGCUGUUCCCGAUAUGCCCGAUAUCUACCGUCGAUCGCCGUCCUACCGCUUAUCACCGCGUGAAGACCCUGUCAAGGACGACCAGCUUAUAGGGGGAUGGUACAAUAUUGGUCCUUACUUGCCCACCCGAGGAACAGAAGCCCCAGAUAAAGGAAGUUGUGGAACUAUACACCCAGUGUAUUUGACAGAUUCGAUAUCAGCCACAGAACUAGAGGAUUUAAAUGCUGGACAGGAGAUAGCAAAAGCCGUAACAGUCGGAGGUUUGGGAGAUUAUGGGCAGGUCUCUGCAGAAGAAAUACGACUGCGGAAAUGUGAUAAUGAUUAUCACGCCUUCCUACCAUCGACACCGAUUGCAUUUUCGGCAUAUUGUAUCGAUACCUUUCGGCAUUCACACGCGGAGGGCAACUCAUCGGAGCUGAGCGUUGGUGUUAAACAGGAUCUUUCUUUUAGAACGGUGUUUGACGCUGAGCUUGGAUAUGACUUCUAUGAGCCGUAUCUUACGUUUAAAUGCAAAGUGUCAUGGAAAAAGGACAGCAACGACCAGUCGGAAUGUCCUGGUUGUUAUUUGAAUUCAAAUCUGAAUGACGGUUUAUUCUACACAAUUAUCUGGUACGUUAACGGUAGGUUCGUUAAACUCCAAGGACCAUUUCUGAGGUCUCAACUAAGCCAAGCAAAUAUUACUGAAGAGGCGAUUGUAAAUACAACUGGCGAGUCCCCUUCCGGAUACAAGGUGCAGUGUUCUGUUGAAUGGUCAGAAACUUUGGUUGGAAAGCGCUCCACUCCGACAUUCAGUUCUGCCACAUUGUAGGAUUCUACUCGUGGGUUGUUAAUGCCUCGUCCGAAGGGGCGUUUGCAGUAACACUGCAGACAACAACACCUAUUGGCUGCAGAACACCCGUGCAUGAAAAUUUCAACGAGUAUUGUCAAAUAUGGGUGCCCCUAGCAGAAGAUGGUA